Molecule: messenger RNA, 462 nt
Organism: Suillus bovinus
Lineage: Eukaryota; Fungi; Basidiomycota; Agaricomycetes; Boletales; Suillaceae
Exons: 1
Source: RefSeq, a predicted model, not a curated record
AUGUACAGAUGGUACCGCGAUACGUAUAUAUGCAUCGUGCAUCUGUCGAAAUCGAAUUCAUUAGAGACACUAGGAAUCGACGAGUGGUUCCUUCGCGACUGCACGCUGCAGGAGCUCCUUGCACCCCUCAGGAUGAAGUUCUACGGUCCUAAAUGGACAUCCCUGACAGAUAAUGAAAACGACAAGGACGACGCAGUGGUCAUCUUUUCUCUUUCCCGGGUUACAAAAAUCCCUGUGAAUGACCUGUGCAACUUUCGCCCUGGGCCAAACCGUGCCUGGGAAAAGAUGACCUGGGCUGCGAGCAGAAAGACAACCCGCAUCGAGGAUGUUGCCUACUCCCUCAUUGGUAUCUUUGACAUCAGCAUGACAAUUGCAUACGGAGAAGGAGAUCGAGCAUUCCAAAGAUUCAUGGCAGAACUGAUUCAGAACUGCAAGGAAUGGCAAAUUCUUGUGUGGGCUGGC